CUCCCCCCCCCCCACUGGAAUUAACCCACGCGUGUCCGAGGUGCCCUUAGUUGGCUGCUGCCUCCUCUCCCCGACACGUGACUCAGUCCACUCCCAUUGGCUGCGGUGCGGGGAGUCGAGGCUUCUCUCUGGGUCGUGCCUGGGAGUGGGGAGAAGCCUCGGAGCGCUGGGAGGGGUCGCACGGGAGAUUCGUCCCACAGACUGAAUGGCUGAGCUGUGGGGAGGGAGGUGUCGGCUCUUAUCUCUGGCCUUUUACUGGGGCUCCUCUCAGCUCUGAUCCGAUACUCCCCGACCCCCUUGUGCAACCCCGGCCUGAGGCCACUCCUGACUGUCACAUAUUCAGCCCGACAUUUAGGGGCCCCGGUUCAGGUACUUUCCCCCCACACGUCACGGAAUCGGCUCUUCCACCUUCUACCUGAAGCUCCGGCGUGAGGAUGCGCCGACCCUCUGAGAGCGGAGAUUUGAUCUGAUAGAGAAUCCAGUUGUCAUGGGAGAAGGGUCCCGCGGGGAGUUUGUCAGGGAAUGUUUAUAAAGCGCGACCCCCAGUCCUGAUGAUGAUGAUGAAGAUGAUGGUGGGACGCAGCGUGUGAGAGAGAAGGAGGAGUAGGGGGUUAUUAUUAUUACUAUAAUUAUUAUUAUUAUGCCCGUUCCACUGCCGAACUCCCCCGAUCACCGACAUGAAGGAGAAAUCCAAGAACGCAGCGAAAACGCGCAGAGAGAAGGAGAAUGGGGAGUUCUAUGAACUGGCGAAACUCUUGCCUCUCCCCUCGGCCAUCACCUCCCAACUGGACAAAGCCUCCAUCAUCCGCCUCACCAGCAGUUACCUGAAGAUGAGAGCCGUCUUCCCCAACGGAUUAGGCGAUGCCUGGGGUCAUCCAAGCCGAAUUGGACCAUUGGACAACGUGGCCAAGGAACUGGGAUCUCAUCUUCUACAGACUCUCGAUGGAUUUGUUUUCGUCGUAGCGUCUGACGGCAAAAUCAUGUACAUUUCAGAAACUGCCUCCGUCCAUCUGGGACUGUCCCAGGUGGAACUGACAGGCAAUAGUAUAUAUGAAUACAUUCAUCCGUCGGACCAUGAUGAGAUGACUGCAGUACUCACUGCGCAUCAGCCGCUGCACCCGCAUUUACUGCAAGAGUAUGAAAUAGAGCGGUCGUUCUUCCUACGGAUGAAGUGUGUCCUUGCCAAAAGGAAUGCGGGACUGACAUGUAGUGGAUACAAGGUGAUUCACUGCAGCGGCUAUCUGAAAAUAAGGCAGUACAUGCUGGACAUUUCUCUGUACGACUCCUGCUACCAGAUUGUGGGCCUUGUGGCCGUGGGUCAGUCGUUGCCCCCCAGUGCCAUCACAGAGAUCAAGCUACACAGUAACAUGUUCAUGUUCAGAGCAAGCCUGGACCUCAAACUCAUUUUCUUGGAUUCCAGAGUGGCUGAAUUAACUGGAUAUGAACCUCAAGACCUUAUUGAGAAAACUCUCUACCAUCAUGUACAUGGCUGUGAUGCAUUCCACCUCCGAUUAUCUCACCAUCUCUUGCUGGUGAAAGGCCAGGUCACUACCAAAUAUUACAGGCUGCUCUCCAAGAACGGAGGUUGGGUCUGGGUUCAGAGCUAUGCAACCAUUGUCCAUAACAGCCGUUCCUCAAGACCCCACUGUAUAGUGAGUGUGAACUACGUCCUCACUGAUGUGGAGUACAAAGAGCUACAGCUUUCUUUGGAGCAAGUUACAAUAUCAAAGGUUCCGUUUUCAUGUCGGACCCCAAUGACUACCUCCCAGGAAGCCCGCAAGCCCAUAAAGGUGAAAAGUGGCAAGGUGAAGUCCAAACCAAGGGCAAAUCCAUAUCCACAGCCAUAUACAUCAUUCAUUGGUGACAAACUGGAUUGUUCCCAAUAUGGAAGUUGGAAAGGAAGCCCCCCAAUACACACUGCCACUAACCAAGAACAGAGCAACCAUUCGGAAAACAGUGAACUGUUAUACACCCCAACGUACAGUUUGCCAUUCCCUUACCACUAUGGACACUUCCCUAUGGACUCCCAUGUACGUAGCAGCGGCAAAAAACAGGUGAUGCCCUCUCGAUACGGACAGCCGCAGAGCUCCUCCCCUUGUGAAAUGGCAAGAUUUUUCUUCAGCACCCUACAGACCGGCGGGGAGUGCCACUGGCAUUAUGCCAAUUCAGUUGUUCCAAGCUCUCCUCCCAAAAAUAUUCAUGAACAAUCAGUAACUCAAGUCCGGCACAACUUGGCACAUAAUUAUGAAGCAACCAAAAAAUUCAGUGCAUUAGACAGUCCGCCUGAUGGAUUUACAGACUGUUCCAUGCCAAGAUACAGUGCCAGGUAUAAAGAUGAACUCUACCACUCGUCUCCAAUGAAAACAAAUAAAUCUGAGAACCGGGCAGCACCACCAUACCAUGGCGUGAAAGAAGAAAAUAAGCUGUCUUUCAGCAGGUACCAGCAGGAGAAAACAUUUGCCAACGAAAAGCACUUUUCCAACUCUCUCAGUAACUCAGUCCUGCAGAAAUCCGAAUGUCUCCAUGCAAAGACUAUUGGGCAGUUCAGCCAUAUCCUUCCAAGGCCUGUGGUAUAUGAGCAGACGAGACGGCUUUGCAUGAAAGAACCUAGGCAUGGCUAUCCUAAUUUUCAUCACUCAGGUUAUAACGAACUAGAAAACGAUAGAACAAACUCAAGAUUUGCCCAUCACAAUUCAGAACAUGAGCACUUCAAGCCUGGUGGGCAAGUUCCAUAUGUCCCUCUUAAUUAUCAUCAUGUCUUAUCCAAACAUGGAACUUACCCAACAUCACCAUGUACAGGAACUGAACAUGGCACAGAACAUUAUGGGUAUGGUUCUGAAGAGGUAAAUGCUUUUGUUUACAAAAACCAGAGUCCGUCAUCGAUCUCUUCUCCAGAAACCCACCGGGAAACAUCAGUUCCACAUUAUAUUGGGACUUCAGUAAUUAUAACCAACGGAAGGUGAUAUUAGGACUUUGUAUAAUCUUAUUUGUUAAUAAAAUGAAGUCUGCAAUCAUUUACGCCAAAGGAUGAGGAAAAAUGGUGACCAGUUCUUACAGAGUCUAGCAGAAAGGUCUUGAUAGGAGAGACAUGCACUAGUUCUUGGCAAACCAUGUGUAACAGACAACUAUAAGGUCUAGCUAGCUUGCCAAUAAGUCAUCGAUGUAGACCAUGUAAGAAGUCAUAUCCCACAUUAAUUAUACAGAGGAAACCUAUUUAGAGCCACCUACUUUCUGAAAUCCUCUAUAAUGUUGAUCAAAUUAUGGAACAAGACUUCUGAUGGUAUUAGCAAGCUCUUGAUAACCAUGCUGCAAGUCCCGUUCACAUUUCUACAGCAGCAUCAUCAUCAAACAGAGAGGCCAUAAUGAAAUGUAUUCUGGCAUCUAGAUAAGAAUGGUUCCAAAUAGGUGUUAGAGUGAGAAAUAAAUCUAAAGUAAUGGAAGUUUCAAUGUUUAUCAUUUGGUGAGGAGGGCGGACAAUUAGGGCCAUCAUUUAAGAGAAGGCAUGCCACCUUAACUGAGAAAUAAAUCCAGAAAGCUCUCUUGCUAUUGCUGAACUCUCUGAAAGGCUUUAGGGUACCUAAAGUUAAGGUGAACCAACAAUGGAAAUAUUUCAUAAAUAUCAAUGGUUCAAGCCCAUCACUAAUAUAAUUACCCCAGAAUCAUAAGAGAACUUUAAUUAAGUCUUGAGACCCCCCAAAACCAACUCCUAUGAAUUCUUCUACGAGAAACUGUACAGAAGUGUUAUACAUGGAAUGUGCAUGGGCCAAAUCCAAUUCUUGGUUUAUCACGUGAAAACUCAUGGAUGAGAUUUAAUUCCAGGAGAAAACAAACUGUUCUAAUUCAUUUCCAAUUUUUCCCCCUCAACCUCAAUAGAGUUUUCACGUGAUAAAAAAUAUGUUUUUCUGGAUUGAAUUGUAUCUCAAAUUGAAUCUUGUCCAUUACUUUUCACAUUAUAAACCCUUUGCUCAAUGAAUAGAAUCUGGCCCUAUGUGUUCUAGGGUUAUUAUAUAUUAAAUUGGCGCUUCAUUUAUCUUGCCAAGUCUUUUGGGCUUUGGAGCUGUAUUUAUACUACCAUGUGUUGUGUAGUAUAGAUGACAUUAUGCUACAAGUACUGAGGAUAUUAUUCAUUAUAUUGACCUCCUUUAUCCUGCCGUGAGUUCUGGGGCAUUACACAUGUAAUUUGCCCUCGAAAACUAUAAAAAAAAAAUGUAUAACUAGAAAGUAUGUAUAGUUUCAUCCCCAAACAUAAAAAUGACCCGCCACCUAUGCAUAGAAUUAUAUUUCCAUAUUAGAAUUGGCAAUCGUAGCAGUGAUCACGGGUCUCAUUUAUUAAAAGGAUUAUUGGGAUGGUGGCAUAAUAAAAUGGCAUUUACUUGUACCUGAAAACAAUCUGUAAUAUGUAAAGUAGAGCUGGUUUGGAACAACAGUUGACUUCUAAAAAAUCUUGCUGUUGCUGUUUGUAUUUGAAUAGGCAAAUGUAUUUCCUUCCUUUCUGUCCAAAACGGAGCUUGACCACAAGCUCAAGCCCUGGUUUUCUUCUCAGGUCAGCAAGUCUGGGAAUUGUAAAAUCAGGAUUUCAGUUGGCAACUUUGAGUUAAACUAUGCACAGUUAGUGGGUGAUCAACACAACAAUGACCUAAUGCUUACAGAGACGUACGAAAAAUAGACUUCGAUCCCACAAACGUUGGCAUUAUGCAGCUGCUACGGUGGUCAAGUCCUCAAUAAAACAUGACUUUUUGCAUAUAUGAAUAAAUCCAACUGAGGGCACCAGCCUGGAUCUCUUA
Xenopus laevis (African clawed frog) is the source of this 4784-nucleotide messenger RNA. It is a transcript of the gene sim2.L, whose product is annotated as SIM bHLH transcription factor 2 L homeolog. The transcript has 11 exons. Gene Ontology annotation, molecular function: DNA-binding transcription factor activity; DNA-binding transcription factor activity, RNA polymerase II-specific; RNA polymerase II transcription regulatory region sequence-specific DNA binding. Lineage: Eukaryota; Metazoa; Chordata; Amphibia; Anura; Pipidae. Bases 678 to 2963 code for a protein of 761 amino acids. The record is from RefSeq and is a predicted model, not a curated record. Gene Ontology annotation, biological process: regulation of DNA-templated transcription; DNA-templated transcription; regulation of transcription by RNA polymerase II. Gene Ontology annotation, cellular component: nucleus.